CCAAUUUGUUCGAGUCCAUAUUAUCCGGUAAAUCCUCAAGGCCAGCAAGGUGAGCCUGCGCUUAUGUCUAUGUGCGACAUGACUGUGCUGUAUUCUUGGCUUGACCGGUUCCAUGCCAUGGUUUCUCGCAGCUCGUCUUGACUCGCGCUUUCCGUAGCACGAUACUCAGACGAGCAGGUACUCACAUCGCAUUCGAUAGUGUUACCUUUUCAUCCUGCCUCUACCCUCAAUAAUUCAAAAUGGUCCGCGUCUCCGUUCUUAACGACUGCCUUAACAACAUCGUCAAUGCUGAGCGCCGGGGAAAGCGCCAGGUUCUUAUCAGACCUUCCUCGAAGGUCAUUGUGAAGUUCCUCUCUGUCAUGCAACGUCAUGGCUAUAUUGGUGAAUUCGAAAUCAUUGAUGAUCACCGCUCUGGCAAAAUUGUGAUCCAACUCAACGGCCGGCUCAACAAGACAGGUGUCAUCUCACCACGUUUCAAUGUUCAGGUGACCCAGAUCGAGUCCUGGGUUAACUUGCUCCUCCCUGCCCGUGGUUUCGGGAAAAUUAUAUUGACUACUUCGUCAGGAAUUCUUGAUCACGAGGAGGCUCGUCGCAAGAACGUUGGUGGGAAGCUUCUGGGAUAUGUCUACUAG
Suillus plorans is the source of this 632-nucleotide messenger RNA. Its product is annotated as ribosomal protein S8. The record is from RefSeq and is a predicted model, not a curated record. The coding region runs from base 240 to 632 and encodes 130 amino acids. The transcript has 5 exons. Gene Ontology annotation, cellular component: cytosolic small ribosomal subunit; ribosome. Gene Ontology annotation, molecular function: structural constituent of ribosome. Gene Ontology annotation, biological process: translation. NCBI's taxonomy places the organism in Eukaryota, Fungi, Basidiomycota, Agaricomycetes, Boletales, Suillaceae.